Messenger RNA from Arctia plantaginis, 1467 nucleotides. The record is from the annotation of a GenBank genome assembly. NCBI's taxonomy places the organism in Eukaryota, Metazoa, Arthropoda, Insecta, Lepidoptera, Erebidae.
AUGGCUUAUUUAACACAACCAGACUAUGUUAAAUACAUUUGUUCAUGUGGACAAUUGAAACCUAUCACAAGCCUAUAUUUCUGCCGCCAUUGUUUGAAGAUACGUUGCGGUUUCUGCAUUUGUCAUGAGGUGGACUCACACUAUUGCGCCAACUGUCUUGAGAACAUGCCAUCCUCAGAGGCCCGACUUAAAAAGAAUCGAUGCAGCAGUUGCUUCGACUGCCCCAGUUGCUUCCACACCCUCUCUACACGAGCCACCAUGGCACAGCCCAGACAAACCCCUCAGGAUCCAGCCGGUGGUGAUACCAAAGUGGAGAGCAAGCAACCGAAGAAAAUGUAUUACUUGUCAUGUUUCAACUGUCGGUGGACGUCAAGGGAUGUUGGGAUUCCAGAUCAACCUGUAGCGUCAGGUGGCUGGCCAGAGCGCACCAACCCUUUCGCAGCGCGCGUAAACCAGUUGCUAGACUACUACAAGGCGAUAGCUCUACAAGAGAAGCAGGAGAAGAUCGAGAGAGAAAGAAAGAAGUUUACCAUUAGAGGCAAAUAUAUUACCCUCACUGACAAGACAGGUCUCACAGGCGCGAUGGCGCGCAACAUAGCUGGGCUACCCUCGAGUGACAGUUCGUGCUCCGCUAUCGCUAACUUCGUGCCGAGCCAGGCGAGUGCUGAAGUAGAGGAGUUGCCUGAGGACUACUAUACCAAGGAGGUCAACUUGAAUCAAAUCACGAGCAUGCCCCAGCGCUUGGCAUCCCCGGAGUGGCAGCCCGUGUCGGUCUCGCGCCUGCACCCGCUCGCCAAGCUGCUGAGCGUCAAGCGCAGCCAGCGCUGCAGGGUCUGCGACCACAACCUCACCAAGCCCGAGUACAACCCUGGCUCUAUCAAGUUCAAGAUUGAACUGCUCGCUUAUUACCACGUUCCCGAAGUGAAGAUCAUAUCUCACGAGCCAGUGAAGGCCGGAGAGAAGACAGCGUUACUGCUGAAGCUAACCAACCCCACUGGGCACGAGAUGCAGAUAAAACUUCUGCAGCCCGAGGAUCUACCUCCGCCAGAAGAAAAGGAAGAGCCUAAGAGUAUUGAGAAGUCGCUGGAGAAAUCCUUAAAUUUAGAAAAGGACACGUCGUCGUACAAGGCGAUCGAGCGCGAGCCGCAGUACUCGGUGACGUCACGCGUGACGUCACCGCCCACGGCGCUGACGCUGGCGCAGCGCGAUGACGCCGCCGAAUACGACGAUGACGCGCAACACGACACUACCGAUUUCAUCCUUUGGCGCAAGUCCAACAAGCUGGCCCUGCGCCUGGAGGUGGAGACCCGCGCCGACGCGGCGAAGGGCUCCCCGGCCGGCGCGGCCCUCGCGCUGCAGUACUCGUACCGCAACACCGUGCCACCCUCCGCUCACUCCACGCCGCUCCGCGACCACACGCUCCACGCCACCGUGCUGCUCCACCUCGGCACCGUCAGCGACAACUAG